AUUCUGUCCGCUGUCCAACGUGAGCCAAUGUAUGGCGUCUAGAAUUUAUCGCUAGGCCCUAACGACUGAAACUUUCAGUAUGAUUUUUUAAUAUUUGCUUGAGUUUUUUUUGUUUAUAGAUCAUGGGGCGACAGUAAAACCCAGAUAUCUAUUUCUUCUCGGCCUCGGUCUACUCGCAUCUCUACCAGAUAGAUAACUGGCCCAGUUCAGGCCCAGGCAAGGCAGCCAUGGUCAAGUUCCUCUUCACUUGCAGCGUAUUCAAGUAUUCCUGGGAACAGGUUGCAACUGGAUUGUGGCAAAGAUAUCCCAACCCCAACAGCAAACAUGUGCUGACAGAGGAUGUCAUCUCUAGACACACUGAUGGGAACAAGCUCAUAUCGAGGCGGGUUCUGACAAAGACCAACAAAAUCCCAAAGUGGGGCGAGCGGUUUGUGGGCGGUGACAGCCAUGUUUUGAUCAUUGAAGAAUCAGUUGUGGACCCAGACCAGAAAACUCUUACAACAUACACCAGGAAUAUAGGAUUGCAGAAAAUUAUGAGUGUUGACGAAAAAUGUGUUUACCGUACAAGUCCUGACAACUCUUCAUGGACAGUGUGUGAAAGAUCAGCCUUCAUUUCGUCAUCAUUGCCUUUUGGUUUUAGCAAGCCUAUUGAAGUAUUUGGUGUGAAAAGGUUUCGUGCAAAUGCAGAAAAAGCUGCUCAAGGAUUUGACUACGUUCUCCACUCUUUGUUCAAACCAGACAGUGUAAAGGACCAUCCGCUUGUUGCUUCCAGCAAAAUAAAAGAUACUGCUCGAAGAGCGGCCGAAAUGGCUAAGUCAAAAACAGCUAUGCUUCAGCGAGCAUCAUCAUGAGAUUGACAAUUGCUUUUCAGGUGUAUCGAAAGCUAAAAAAAAAAGCUUACUGUAUGGUAACCUAUCUCCCAUGGAGAAUGCAGAUAUAUAGUUUGUCACUACACAUCUUUCAGAUGCGGGUAUGAUGACAUUGCUGAAUAGUAUCCCAGUGAUAAACUUAAUUGAAUGACCUAAUGAGACAGAUGGUCAAUGACUGAUAAGCUUGCUUGGAAGCUAAAUAGAGCAUUCCAGUGUUGAAUGCCAUAUCAUAUCUGAGGCAGGCAUAAUUUUUUUUUAUCAGUUUUUAAUUUUAUAAUUUUGAAUAUUUUAAAAAUCAAGUACCAAUUUUCUAGCCAUAUAGUAUAUAGUGAGGCAUAGAAUUAGAGACAGUUUAAAAGUCGAAGCACAUAGAGUUGAUAUCUCUACUGUAGGACUGGUUCACUAUUGUGGAGUGGGAUUUCUCUUGAUAUUCCUUAUUAAAUUACAUUGCUGUGAAAAAAAUUCCCAAGUGUAUGAUGGUUAGCUCUUUUUAAAAGCAAAUGCAUGCACGAUUUUUCAACACCUUAACAGUUAACCCAUUCUUAAUACAGGCUGGUGCGGCUGAACUGAUUGGAAUCUUGAUCAAGGCUCAGUAGCUAUUUGCUUUCUUUCCGAGUGGUGCUCGUAAUUUUGCCCGUCUUCCUAGAAUAUUUCCUCUCAGUUCAGUGUCCUGUCAAUGGUGUCAAGAUUUCUGCACUCCACUCACAGUAACAUCAGUGGAGUCUGCUUAAAUGAAACAAUCAAACAGUUUGUCCAAAAUUAACUGUAAACAGAAAGAAAAUUUUUAUAUAAUACCUCUUUUUUUCUCUUCUGUUUUAGUGCUACUUCUCUGUACUGGCUGUCCUCCAGAUGUUAGUUUAAGCGACUCUACUGUAUUCAGUGUCUAAUACUACUACUAGGGCAUUAUUGCACUUGAACAAAGCCAAAAUGACACUUCUCUUCAGAAGGCACUCUCUGCUAAUGAUGGUAACCCCCCUAUACUAUACUGUGCCAUAUCAUCUGCAGUUCCUCCCCUGUCCUUUAUUUUUCAUUCCAGACCGCACAGUAUAGAGAUCUGUUUUUCCACUACGGAAUUGUGGGGUGAACAUACAAGAUCUUGCGUCUGAUUUUCUGUUGUAAUUGCGUAAUUGCCGUGAGUUCCUACAGUAAAUUUAAAAUGAGGAAUGUACUCACCUGUUACAAUGAUUAUCUGUUGAAAUUGCUGUGAGCUCUGAUUAUGAAUGUUCAGAAAUAUUGUUUAAGAAGCUGAUGUUUCUAAUAAUGGAAACACUAUACAAUUUUCUGGUGUGAAACUUUGAUAUGUGAGUUAAUUGGUUAAAUUUAACUAGUCCUCCAUCCAUUAUUUACAGUGUAUAUAAAUUUUCUACAUUGUAUUAAUAUUUCAUAUAUAUCCAGUGAUGGCAUGAGCACAUGAAAUUCUCUCUCACUCUGACGGAGAAAGGGAUUUUGCUUAAGCUUUGAUUUAUUUAAAGCAUUUUGCAUUCUUUUCUCUUUCACCAUAUAUUUUAUUGAAUACAUUAUGUUCUUCCAUGAGAACAAUGGUUUGUUCACAUCACCAUCAGAUCAGCAAGGUAAGAGAUGGUCACUCAACUGGUACAAUGAUUACAGGGAAGUAAAUUGUACAUCUGCAUGUAAAACAAUUUGUGUUCACCAAAGAAAUAUCAAGGUUGCAUUCCAGUCAUCUGUUGGGAUAAAACGAUAUUUUAUUUGGAUUGUCAGUGUGAUAAGAUUGUACAGUCACAGUGUGUGUGUGUGCUAGAUCACCCCAAAUCAAUAUCAUGUUGACCAUUCGCCAAUGAAAACAUAAAAAUAAAAUAUAACGAACUUUA
Messenger RNA from Aplysia californica (California sea hare), 2698 nucleotides. RefSeq names its product PRELI domain-containing protein 1, mitochondrial. The transcript has 4 exons. Bases 228 to 851 code for a protein of 207 amino acids. Gene Ontology annotation, biological process: phospholipid transport. Gene Ontology annotation, cellular component: mitochondrial intermembrane space. Gene Ontology annotation, molecular function: phosphatidic acid transfer activity. The record is from RefSeq and is a predicted model, not a curated record. Lineage: Eukaryota; Metazoa; Mollusca; Gastropoda; Aplysiida; Aplysiidae.